Mesitornis unicolor (brown roatelo) is the source of this 1046-nucleotide messenger RNA. RefSeq names its product Ras association (RalGDS/AF-6) domain family member 6 (gene RASSF6). The record is from RefSeq and is a predicted model, not a curated record. NCBI's taxonomy places the organism in Eukaryota, Metazoa, Chordata, Aves, Mesitornithiformes, Mesitornithidae. The coding region runs from base 21 to 1046 and encodes 341 amino acids. Gene Ontology annotation, biological process: signal transduction. The transcript is spliced from 10 exons.
GUUUCAUCACUUCUGAAUAAAUGAAGAAAGUGACUAUGAAAGCACAGCACCUACCUUCUGUUUCCGUCAAUGAGGAGAAGUUCAUAACCAGAGAGCAGCUCAGUUCUCUCCUGAAGACUUACAACUCCUACUAUUCAGAUCAAGAAAAUCUGCAACUGUCACAUAACCAGCAAGAAGGAGGCAGACCAUUUCUUGAAGGAAUCUUGACGAUAUUUUGGGGAGUCCGACAUCCUAUCCGGUUAAAAAUUCAGGAUGAGAAGCAGUUACCCUCUUUUGUAACCCUGAAGUCAACAGAGAAUGUGGGCUUGUUCCCCAGCAAAAGGGGAAUGACUCGCUGGGGAGAGUUUGAUGAUCUGCACCACAUCAGCAGAGAGACCCUGAAAUCUACUGAAGAAGAGCCGGACCUUGAGAAAAGUUAUUUGCAUUACGAAAGCUGCACUCUGAAGGCCCAGAGCGAGCAGGAACUGGACUGCGCCCCCCUGCCCCGGGCCAUCGGCAGCGCUGCCGCUGUGCGCAGGAGGACCAAGCUCCCCAUGAUAGCGAGGACCGAAGUGGAGACCCACAGGUUUUCAAUUAACGGCCACUUCUACAACUAUGAGACAUCCGUUUUUACUCCAGCUUACGGAUCAGAAACCAAAAUACGAAUAAACAGCCAGAUGAGAACUCGCCAAGUCAUAGAGCAACUGCUGCGCAAGUUCAAGAUAGAAAACAGCCCGCACGAGUUUGCGCUGUACAUCAUCCAUGCGUCCGGAGAAAAGAAGCAGCUGAGGAGCAGAGACAUUCCCUUACUGCACAGACUCCUGCAGGGACCCUCGGAGGAAAUUGCCAAGUUUUUCCUCAUGGACCGGGAUGUGGAGGAGAUCAGCAGUGACGUCGCUCAGUAUAUUCAAUUUCAUCUUCCCUUCUUGGAAUCAAUUCUGCAGAGAAUAAAUGAAGCAGAAGAGCAGGAGAUUCAACAAACAGUUGCAAGGUACCUGAAAGAGAAGAGCUUGAUAUGCCAGCACCUUCACAGUCGAACUGUCACAAAAACGGAGACCACAGUUUGA